Molecule: messenger RNA, 2136 nt
Organism: Branchiostoma floridae (Florida lancelet)
Lineage: Eukaryota; Metazoa; Chordata; Leptocardii; Amphioxiformes; Branchiostomatidae
Product: protein rolling stone-like
Exons: 2
Coding region: 908-1879 (323 amino acids)
Cellular component (GO): membrane
Source: RefSeq, a predicted model, not a curated record
AGAAGCGAAGUUGUUGUCUGUACAUGGGCGUAACUUAAACUUGAGUCAUGAAAUGCUGUAACGAUACACAGGAUCUCCAUUUAACGUCCCAUAAAAAGGCGUCCUUUGGAGAAGCUAGACAGUCAUUUUCGCUCAAGUAGAGUGAGGAAUUAGGAGUAUCCCUUGGACAGUACAGAUGAUCAAAAACUAGAUCAGAAUGCCCUCCAGUGUUUAAUUACAGGUGCUAUAAUUAUCCAGAGGUACACGUAUGUCUUGGUUCUGUAAAGGACCAAUCAUAAAAACACACGUAGCGUGGAUGUGUCCGCAGGCUCUGGUUGAUUUGCUGCGUGUGUGACUGAUACUGGACCCAUCACAUGUUACAUGCAUCAACACCUCUUAAGUAAUAUAACGGAAAAAAAGCUUCACAAUGCAUCGAGUCAACGAAAUUGAUUUGUGGUUCAUUGUGAAAUUGUGUAUAGCUACAUGUACAUGUUUUUACCCUCCUACACAGCAGUACAGAGCCUCACCCAAGGUCUAUACAAUACAUUUGUCUGUUUAUAUCAUGAUAUAUUUUGUUUGAGUUUUGUUAUGAGAAAAUACAGCACUUUGGUACAUACAACUUGUACAUACAUGUUUUCAUGAUAUGGGGGGAUGAGAAACAAUUAAGAAAGUAUUAAUAAAAAAAAUAAUUUUAGCGUGAGCCUGACUGAUACAAUCAUAGUAUACAACCUGCAAUAAAACUUAUUACCAAAAUAAGUCAUUUUGUUAAACUUUGGUUCCUCCCCUAGUCAGCAAGUGGAUCAUCCCUGAGUUGUCUGCUAAUCAAUGGAUUGUGCAGACUUAGUGUUAGCCAAGUUGUCUCUGUGCAACCGUUCUAGCUAGCUGUGCUUCUUUGUCGUCGUUCCUGGGCUGAAGUUUGCGACUUGCGAUGAUCAUAGAAGAGUUUGAACCUUCGAACUUGUUCCUAAGACACCCGGACAGAAGCGUGUUCUAUUCUUCAGCAUGGUCGCAAAGAUUCCUGAUCCCGUUCCUGGUCUACCGGAUAACGAUGGCGUUGUUCACCCUCUUCAUCUUGAUCUAUUCCUUCGGAGAUUACAUCGUGACCGACUACGGGGCGGACUGGUUCUUUAUCUACGCUACGAACUGGACUUUUAUCAUCCAGACGGUUUAUUACAACAUGGCCGCUGUAGUGACAGCGCUCGCGUGUUUUAAUAUCGGAACCCGUCCUGACGAGAUAGCCAACAGCGUGCGUCGAAGACGAGAGCUCACAACUUCUCAAAGAACGACAACAUUUUUGCUAGGAGAGAACGGAAACCUGGCAGAUAUGGAGUCAGAUAGUGAAGAAGAGGACAAUCUGAAGGUAGAAGUGUCUGGAGCGCCGCCUGACGAUCUUCUAUGGUAUCACAAGACGAUGUGGGUGUUGUAUAACGUCAUGGCACCGAUUGCUCUCCUGAUCACGUUCUCGAGAAGUCUCGCGAUGGGACUGCAUAAGUCGUUGCAAUGGAUCGCCAGCGACCUUGACCCAAUGACAGAUAUUCUGCACCAUUUGUGCAACGGCGGAAUCGUUUUGGUCGACAUCUUUGUCAGCGGAACACCAACCAGAAUCCUACACGUGAUUCACCCAUUCGCCUACUCCUGUGUUUAUAACGCGUUCCUCGUUAUCUACUGGGUGUCCGGAGGUUUUGGCAUCACGGGAACACGUUGGGUCUACCCUAUGAUUGACUUCUCGGACGAUAGGUGGCGCCCUUCGGUGGUCUUCGUGUAUGCUGGUCUGUUCGUGGUGGUGCCGGUUUUCCACCUGCUGGUGUUCGGACUGUACAAGCUAAGGUGCGCCAUCGUGCGGUGCGUUUUCGGAACUGCACCGGAAGCGUCGAAAGGGACAAGGUUGUUGUCCGAGUGAUAAAGUUGCUAACAACAGUGUUAUGCUUUUGAGUGAUGAACCAACAAACAAUAGUGUUAUGUUUUUGAGUGAUUAACUAACAAACAAGUGUUAUGUUCUUGAACAGGGUAAAAAUUUCAGGUGAAGGAAGUGGUAGUUGCAGUGAAAAAUCAACCUAAUCUAGAUAUUUGAGACGUUUCAAAGGACCAUUAUAAAACAAUGCAAAUAUAAUAGUUAAGUAUACUGAAUGUAUUAAUAUUUACUCAGGGACUACGUAA